CCCCCGCAUUCCCGCCCGCGGUGUCUCCGCCUCCCCCGCCCCAUCUCGCCCUCCUGCUCGGAACCCCGGGAAGGGUGAACCCCCCCCCUGGACGGAGAUUCCCCGAGACCCCCUUGUCGAUGGGGCGGAAGAAAGCUGGCUCCGCCGGCUGGAGAUGGGGUCGGCGCUGGGAGUGAAGACCCCGGCCCCACAUACACACACCUGGCUUGUUUACACGGCUAAAAGGAAAAGCCCAACCCGGAUCAAGAGGGAAUCCACAUUGUCGGGUAGGAAAUGUAACCAGCUGAGGCCCCCCAUCCGGGAGUUCCAGAUGGGUCUUGGAUCAAAGUGAUUCCCGUCCCUCGGAAGCAGGAGACAAACCAAUCUUCCAGACAUGGAGGUGAAGGGGCAACUCAUCAACUCAUCCAGCUACAGCUCUUCAGAGGCUUUGCAGCGGGACCUCUGUCCGCGGAUCCGGCUGGAGCGGGUGCAAGAGCUGCUGGAGAAGCAGCGGUCGCUCCAGCAAGUUCUCAGCCUGCGCCUUAAGGAGCUGCGCCGCAUUUGCCUUCAGGAGGCUGAACUGACAGGACAGUUGCCUCCCGAAUACCCCCUGGAGCCAGGGGAAAGACCCCAGCCUGUGCGCCGGAGGACGGCAGUUGCCUACCGAAUUCCCACUGCCUUCAAGAAUGAGGAAGCGCCUUCCUUGGAGGAGCUGACUCAGGAGCUGGCUCUGCAACAGCAAGUGGCAGAGGCCGCCCGCCGCCUCACCGUGGCUCCAGAUCUGACGGCUGAGCAGCGCCGCCGCCGGAGGCAGGUCCAGGCAGACGCCGCCCAGCGCCUCCGGGAGCUGGAGGCUCAGGUGGCAGAGUUCCGGGUGCGACUAGGCAAAGGCCCCUCCCAGAGGGGCAACCAUGAAGAGGCUUUCCAUUCAGAGAGCAGCUCCCUCUCCGAAUCAGCCAGCCAUGAAAAUGGGGUGUGUGGAUGCUUCUACUCUGUGCCCUGUGCUCUGUCCUCAGACGACCCCCACAGCUUCCACCCCUCCAAAGUCUCCAACCACCAGGGGACUUUUUUUGACCGUCCUUCGCCACCUAAGGCCCGAGAUCACCUGCGUGCCAUCUCCAGCAGCCCCGACCGCCGACCAGGAUGGCGGCUUUUGCAGCCGGACCUGUACAAUGAGGGCAAGGACCGCAGGAACUCUGUUGCCAGCCCUGCCAGCCCAAGCCGCACGCUCCCCAGGAGUGCCUCCAGCUUCGAGGGCAGGAGUGUGCCUGCAACCCCAGUGCUGGCAAGAAGCGCUUGCACAGGCGGCCACCAGUUCCGGUCCGAAGCCCCAGCUCUACACCCCCGGCAAUGGUCAGGCAGCCACGACUCCCAGCUCGGACCCCCGAGCCGCGACACCAGCGCUGACCGGGCCUCCCUCUUCGCCGCUCGGACCCGUCGCAGCAACAGCUCGGAAGCCCUGAUUGAGCGGGCCCCUUCGGAUGACCCCCUGUUCCCCGCUGCUCCCCCUUUUAAAAGUGCAGAGGCCCUGACCCCUUCCAUCUCUGGCCGCAACCCUCGGCCCCCUUACAACGACCUCCUUCUGGACUACUACCUGGAACGCAGGUGCUGGGGCGGCGGCGACCACCUUUCGCGCCGGGACGGGCCCCCCCAGCUGGAGUGGGGGGCCUUUCCCGAGAGCCCGCUGCAGCGCCGAGCGCGCCCGGCUGCCCGCACCAAAUCCUGCGGCCCGCUGCUGCCCCCCCAGUCCCGGGAGGUCGGUUAUGGGCCCCCGCUGCCCCCUCAGCGCAACUUCCACAAAGCCCUGGCCCUGGAGGGACUCCGGGACUGGUACCUGCGCAACGCCGGAGUCAGCCAGCGGGGGGCGCUGGAGAGACGGGGACCCUCGCACCCCAGCCACCAGCCGCUCCGCGGCUACUACGAGCCAGCUGCCGCCAACCCCGAGACGGGCUACUAUGGGGCGCCAGGGGGGCUGCCCCACUCAGUGAGCUAUGCCGGGCAGCCGCUAUAUGGCAGGUAUGGGGCACGACUGCACUAUUUGCCCCGGUAACUGCAUCCGCCCCGUUCAUCCUGCUUGCCUUACGCCACACCCCCUAACACCACUUCCGCAGAGUCUGUCUGUCAUUCUUUCUGCUCUCUCUCUUUUUUCGGGCACUUCCACCAUGCUGCACUUUUCCCCAGCUGCUUGGGAAUUCUUGUGCUUUGUUUUCUGUUGUUGUUUCUCCCCACCCACUAAAAGUGCAUUACUGGGGGGUUUUUUGGGGGGGUGGAGGAGCACCCUUUUGUUGCUGCCUCUUGGUCCAUUUCCGAAGGAUUUUGAGCGGCCAGGGGGCUGGAGUUUGGGGUGGACUGUCAUGGGAUGAAAGGAAGACAUCUAUACUUCUUGCUGUGUUCCUCCUUGCCUAAUUCUUUCUUCUUCUUCUUCUUCUUUUUCUCUCUCUCGCUCCCUUCCGCCUUUUGAUGCCCUGCUAUGCCCUCUCAAGACCCUUUGGGGAACUCCUUUACAUGGAUGACUCUGCUGGCCUCUACAGCUUGGACUCCACAGAGCAGCCACCCCCGGGGACAUUGGUCUGACCCCCCCACUCUGCUUUUUUCCCCCAAGGGGAAAUGGAGUUUGGUCUCUUUUUCUUUUCUUCGCUGGUGCCUCGUGUGUGCGUGUGUUACACCAUGUUGGGGGGGGGCGGGAAUUCCCUGCUGGCAGGGUUUAUAUGCUAUAUCUAUAUAUCUGUGUGUGUAUGUGUGUGUGAGAGAGAGAAAUUGAGAGUGUGAAGGGGGGUUGUUGCAUGUCACACUGGACACACAACUGGGGGGAGACCAGAAAUGUCUCUCCAGUUCUUCCUACACAUUAUUAAACUUUUCCGAUUUGAGAUUUUUUUUUAGGGGGGAUAUGUAUUUACUGUACCCCACUGCCACUCACUCCCCUCCCCAAGGGUUUAACUGCUGCAGGUUGCAUCCUCUUGUGUUCCCUCGGGAGUGGUGCAACAUUUCUGCCCUGGUGCUGUGGGUCAGGGUGUGGCGUUUUCAACCCGAGACCCUGGAAUGUAUCGUGGAGGGGUGUGCAGAUGUUUCUUGUGGGCAAAAGGCUGCAUAGUGCAGACUGUGGAAUUUCAGUUCUCUUUAAAAAUGUCCGGAAAAGGGGGAAAUAAUCUAACCCACCCCCACCCCCCACACCACAUGAGCAAUUUCUGUUCAUCCCCCUGCCCACUUCUGACAAGGGGUGUUUGGGGGGAGACUUCUGCAGAAAAGGGACUUCAGGUAAGGGAAAUGCAAGCUCCUUUUUUAAAAAAAAACCUCCAGCUGCUUCCUGGCAGGUGAAACUGGGAUGGGUGCUAUAGAAUGAGAGUUCUUGCUUUUAGUUCAUGUCAAAUCGAAGGUGAGGAACAUGUCUCUCUCCACCCCCCGCCCCCCACCCCCGUCGUUGCCCAGAGGUUGUUGCAUAACAGUGCCCAUGACCCAUGGCUUUGCUGCCUGGGACUUAAUGGAGUUGGGAACCCAACAAGACCUUUGAGAGCCACAGGCUUAGUGCCCCAUAAUAAUUUUAAAAAUUAUGUAGAAAGUGGGGUGGUGUCAGAAGCUACCGGCUGAAACGGCUGCCCGUUAUGGUGGCUGUGUGAACCGCGGGGGUUUCUGUUACAGCUGCGAGUGUGAAAUUUGACUCGGUCCGCGGGCGAGUGUGGCUCCCACGGGAAAACAGGCAGGCAGACUUUUCACAUGUGGGAAGAUCUCUGUAAACAUGGGCGUUUGCCACACAGCAGCCCCAAUGCGCAGCGCUGCCUGUCCCAUGUCUAAAAAGCACAGGCAGAGAGACCCCUUCGCGAACCCCAUUCAACCAUGCCACCGCCUCCCCCCCGCAAUGUUACGAAGGGGAAAAAAAAACCCUUGCUUUCAUUUAAAAGCUUUUUUAAAAAUGUGAUGGUUUUUCCUCUUCACAGCUGCACAACAAGUGGUCACGUUGUUUAAUAAUCUCUGUUUUUGCCCAUUGAAUCCAGAUCAUACUUGGGGACAGGGGCGGGGUAAGGGAGGGGGUGGGGUGAUACCCCUCUCGCCACUUCCCUCUGUGACGGACCAAGGUUCACAGCAGCAGAGUCACUGUCUUGCGUGUCUUUUUAAUAUUCACUGCUGUACAGAUUGUAUAUUGGGGGCCUGAAUGUAAAACUGAGCACUGUGCAUAUGAAAUGAGAAAGGGUUUCUAUAAUAAAGAUUGUAAAGGCGA
Molecule: messenger RNA, 4192 nt
Organism: Podarcis muralis (Common wall lizard)
Lineage: Eukaryota; Metazoa; Chordata; Lepidosauria; Squamata; Lacertidae
Gene: CCDC120
Product: coiled-coil domain containing 120
Source: RefSeq, a predicted model, not a curated record